Messenger RNA from Phytophthora sojae, 1149 nucleotides. RefSeq lists its product as hypothetical. The transcript is spliced from 3 exons. NCBI's taxonomy places the organism in Eukaryota, Oomycota, Peronosporomycetes, Peronosporales, Peronosporaceae. The record is from RefSeq and is a predicted model, not a curated record. The annotation marks the transcript as partial.
CUUCAGGCGGCGGCACUGAAGGCGUCGCGUGUGCACUCUGACUCUAUGCUGAGGGAGCGGACGCCCGUGGAGACGCAGGCGUUAAUGGCCUAUUUCCGGGGCGAUCUAGACCUCAGACACCCUCCAUUGUUUCUGAAGGCGACAAUGCCCGUCCUCCAGCGAGCCAUGGUUGAACAAUUUCAUGAGACUCACGUGGAGGCUACGUUGACAGCGGAUAUUCCCCCACAGGUGCCUCUGCGCAAGGGCAUGCCCCACCUGGCGCUCUUCGAGGAGUCAUUCAACUCAAACAAAAACGUAAGGCAUGGCAAAGAGAUGAUCGAUCGCAUGCUGAAGGAUGUCAAAAUGCUGUUUUUUGACGGCAACCAUACGCUGAAGUUCGUAUUCCACUCGCGCCGGACGGCCGAGUUCUACAACGGGGUUUCGCUGCGUCUACAACGGGUAGUCAUCGACCUGGAGGACUCCAGCGGGCUGGAAGAUGGGGUGUAUAACUCGGCUCAGCUCCGACGUUUUUAUUCGAUUAGGAUUCUAAACGCGGCGGCGGAACUUGGCAUUGCCACGAUGGUAAGUGCAUUCUCCCAGCUAGCGGGUCUGGCUGCCUCACGUAUCUCCUCGGUAAGGUCUUCUUCAGAGGCUCAAAGGGUUUCUCCAGCUCCUGCUCAGACGGCCUCCCCAGUAUCGAGCUAUCUUGGUUCAUCGGCCCCAUCCCAAAGUCCACCUCCUGCGCCUACACCAGGCUCGGAGGCUCCUUACUCUAUCUGUUGUCUACGAGAAAACCGUUCCCCCCCCCGCACAAACCCAACACAGGUCAAUUACUGGCUGUCCUGGUUUCAAGGCAGGGAGGUCAACGUUCCUGCUAACGGGCAGUGUGCGAUUCUUGCUCUAUACGCGACGGUAUCGAACCAAGAGCAUGGCAGUUUACCACUUACCCCGGAAGUAAUUGCUGACGCCAACUUUCACAAGCGGGCGAUCUAUGCGCUGAUGGUGGAAAACUUGCAGGCUGACUGCAAGUUGGGGAUCCUGGACCCUUUUACGGAACUCGACCGCCUGAACCCGGGCUGCGAGCACCCCAAGACUAAGGAAGCGGCGAUCGCGAUUGUGUGCACCUAUCUUCUUCAUGAACGUCUCCGGUCGGUCGAUACCCGAGUUCCC